Messenger RNA from Podarcis lilfordi (Lilford's wall lizard), 348 nucleotides. The record is from the annotation of a GenBank genome assembly. NCBI's taxonomy places the organism in Eukaryota, Metazoa, Chordata, Lepidosauria, Squamata, Lacertidae.
AUGGAAUUAUUGUUUUUUGUCAUGCAGAUUAAUUUUCAUGUUCUAGUAGUACUGUGCAGCAGUGGGGAACCUUUUGGCUCCACAGGCCAAAUCCUAGUCCAGGAGGCAAAACUUGACAGGUGUCAGUCAUCUGACAUCAGGAGAUUGGAUGUUCAGCGCACCACACAGAGCUUGCAAAGAGCCUUGUAUAAUGCUUUAAAGUGCCUGUGGCUUCAACUUCACGCCCAUCAGCUGUUUUCUGUAGGUAUUGGGGAACUUACUCAUGCAGCUGAUAAGCAGGCUUCAGCUCUUAUCAUCUAUCAGCUAAUGGCACCAGCGAGUUCUACAGAACUCGGCUGCAACAGAUGA